GAAAAAUAAUCGAGAAACCCAGCAUACACGAGGGUUUCAUUCACAAUGAACGUCUUUGGCACCUACACGGACUCCGCCGCCACGCCACUCCUAGGAGGCGAGUGCGGCAAACGUCUCAUCCCGCACGUUAUCGACGCGACGGCCAGCGUAACUCCUGAUGCAGAGUGUCUGUCCGUUCCCCGCAGCAACGGCAAUCCCCAGGCGGGAUGGAAGCGCGUCAGCUGGGCACAGGUCGCCAACGCCGUCAACUACGUAGCGCACAUGCUUAUCAAGGAGGGUGGCACACCGACCCCUGGGACGUUUCCCACCGUCGCCUACAUCGGUCUGGAGGACCCGCGGUAUCCGAUCUUCGCAACCGGCGCCGUCAAAGCCGGCUACCAGGCGCUCUUCAUCUCGCCGCGUAACUCGGUCGAAGCACAGUUGAAUCUCUUCGAGAAAACCGAUUGCGAUCUCCUCUUCCACGAAGCACAAUACGCCUCGAUGGUGCAACCGUGGGUCGAGAGACGGCCCGGAAUGAACCGUGUGGCCGUCGCGCCGUGGGACGAAUGGGUGAGCACGGAAGUCGCGCCGUUCCCCUACACCAAGACCUUUGAGGAGGCCGAAUGGGAUCCUUUCGUGGUGCUGCACACGAGCGGCAGCACCGGGCUGCCGAAGCCUGUCGUCAUCCAUCAAGGCACGCUCGCCCUGAACGACCUCCACCGUUAUGUGCCGGAGUACGAGGGCAAUUUGCCUUGGCUGGCGACCUGGGCCAAGUUUCCCAAUAAGCGUUACCUUAAUAUCUUUCCUUUGUUCCACACUGCCGGCAUUGCGCCGACGAUUCUAAUGGCAUUCUACUACGAUGCGCCGAUUGCGUUUCGAGAUCCGUCCGUGCCCAUCACCGGCGAUAAUGUGGUGGAUUGGCUGCAGAACACAGAUGCGGGGUUUACGCUGAUGCCGCCGGCAGUCCUGGAGCAGAUGUCGCGGUCGGAGAUCGCGAUCGAGGAGCUGAAGAAACUCCAUGCGGUGGGAUUUGCAGGGGGUCCCGUCGCUCCAGAUCCGGCGAACCAUCUGUUAAGUCAUGGUGUAAAAUUGGUCAACGCUAUUGGCUCAACCGAGUAUAUCUACAUGCCUUACUACAACCAACCCGACGCCACCCUGUGGCCCUGGUUCAUCGUCCCCACCAAGCUGAUGGGCAUCGAAUGGCGCCCAUUCGGUGAGGACACAUACGAGCAAGUGAUCGUGCGCCAGGACAAAAACCACCCCGGUCUGCAGGGCUGCUUCUACGCUUUCCCGGAGCUGCAGGAGUUCAGUACGAAAGACCUGUAUCGCCCUCAUCCCACCCUACCAAACCACUGGACCUACGUCGGCCGAGCGGACGACAUCAUCAUCUUCUCUAACGGCGAGAAACUCAACCCCACGACCAUCGAAGGCGCCGUAAUGGGCCACCCAGGCGUGCGGGGCGCGCAGGUCGUCGGCAGCACCUACUUCCACGCUGCGCUAAUCAUCGAGCCGGCGCAGCAUCCGACGAGCGAACAGGAAAAACAGCAACUCCUUGAUGACGUGUGGCCCAUUGUGGAGAAAGUCAAUAUCGAGACGGUCGCCCAUGGCCGCAUCUCGCGGGACUACAUCUUCCUCUCGGAUGCGGAACGGCCGUUCCCGCGGGCCGGCAAGGGCACCAUCCAGCGUGCGAUGGUCGUGAAGGUAUACGCCGAAGACAUCGAGCGCAUCUUCGCGGCGAGCAGCGACGCAUCUGUGGUGGCGAUGGAUCUCGACCUGAGGUCCAGCGAGAAGUUCGAGGACUCGCUGCGCAAGCUGGUGCAUAGCGUGCUCAAGUUGCCCACUCUCUGCGCCGACCAGGACUUCUUCUCCGCUGGCGCAGACUCCCUGCAAGCCAUCCAACUGGCCCGGUCACUCCGCGCAAGCCUGGAGAAGGCGAGCAAUCUCCCCGACGGCGCCAUCAUCGACGCUCAAACCAUCUACACCCACCCGACGAUCACCCAGCUCGCCACCUACGCCUACUCCCUUACCACCACCACGCCCUCAUCCACUCUCCAGCCCUCCCCCACAGACGAAACUCUCUACACCACCCUCCUAGAAAAAUACACCGCGACCCUCCCCGCUCUCCACCCCAGCAAACCCCUCUCCUCCACCCCCCCACAGACCCUCCUCAUAACCGGCACAACCGGAACCCUAGGUCCCUACCUCCUCUCCACCGCCCUCCACAACCCCAGCAUCCGCAAGAUCAUCUGCCUCAACCGCGACCCCAACGCCGCGACCCGCCAACACACCACCCACAGCACUCUCUCCCUCCCCACUGACUUCUCGCGCGUGGAAUUCCACACCGCCGACCUCACGCACCCAACCCUCGCCCUCCCCUCCGCCCUCUACACCGGCCUCACCCAAAAUGUCGACCAGAUCAUCCACAACGCCUGGCCUGUCAACUUCAACCUCGCGCUCUCCUCCUUCGAACCCAGCAUCCGCGGCGUGCGCCACCUGAUCGACUUCAGCCUUGCAUCUCCAAACCACAUCCCAAUCAGCUUCGUCUCCAGCGUGAGCACCCUCGCCAACUGGCCCUCCCCUACAGCUAUCCCGGAACAGGGCUUCGAGGAAUGGGACUACGCAGUCGGAGGCUACGGCCAAUCCAAGCUCGUCGCCAGUCGGAUUCUGGAGACAGCGCGUCAGAUCUCCGGCGUGCCGUGCAAGAUCAUCCGCGUCGGACAGGUCGGUGGGCCCCGCGGGGAAAAAGGGAUGUGGAAUGUGCGCGAGUGGGUGCCCAGCUUAAUUCGGAGUUCGUUGUACCUGGGGCUCUUGCCGGAGACACUGGGUGGGCUGGUUGCGGCGGGCGGGUGGAUGUGUGUGGAGGAUGUAGCGGCGGUGAUUUUGGAGGUUUCGGGGGUGGGGGAGGAGGAGAAGGAGGGGUCUCAGUCUGUUGCUGAUGUGGAUGGAGCUAGGGAAACUGGGGAAGAGCAGGGCGCGCGUUACUUCCACGCUAUCAAUCCGCACGCGGUCGAUUGGGCCGGGCUGGUGCCGGGGCUGUGCCAGUUCUACGGUGACCGCAUCCAGAAGGUGGUUCCGUUCGAGGAGUGGGUGGAUGCGUUGGAGACGAGUCUGGGGUCGAUGGCGGCUGACGAGGCGGAGGCCAAUCCCGGCGUCAAGCUGCUGAGUACCUACCGCGAGGCGGCGCGGGAGACCUCCGCCCGGGCGAACGGCUUCGAGACGGCCCGCACGGAGGCGUUGAGUCCUACGAUGCGCGGCGUGCAGCCUGUCACCCCGGAGCUGAUGAGGCAUUGGUGUGAGCAGUGGGGGUUUUAAAGUGCCUAUGAUCAUCCAGUUUGAUACUGGACCUGUCGAGGUCAAAUUCCGAGGGCAAUAAUUACCUUCACCAUAUAGGGUUGCCAAUGCUAGUAUGAACUGUACUCGGAAUAUAUAGAAUAUCACUGUCGAAAAUAUCAGAGAAAGCAUGGAUACAUGUGUAAAGCUCCUCCCAAAUA
Molecule: messenger RNA, 3470 nt
Organism: Aspergillus uvarum CBS 121591
Lineage: Eukaryota; Fungi; Ascomycota; Eurotiomycetes; Eurotiales; Aspergillaceae
Product: acetyl-CoA synthetase-like protein
Exons: 3
Coding region: 46-3291 (1081 amino acids)
Molecular function (GO): phosphopantetheine binding
Source: RefSeq, a predicted model, not a curated record